Molecule: messenger RNA, 272 nt
Organism: Mycena citricolor
Lineage: Eukaryota; Fungi; Basidiomycota; Agaricomycetes; Agaricales; Mycenaceae
Source: the annotation of a GenBank genome assembly
GCAACGUGCCCAUGACACGUUUUGCUGCAUUCCCGCUUCACGAUCCGAUCACACACGCUGCCGGAUCAUGCUCCGCGCGAUGCCUGACUUUGCCGGUGACCACUACACUUCUUCGCGAGCACAGCGCCCAUGCGGCGGUCCAAAAAAUGAAUCAGACGCCGGGCAUCGCACCCUCGCCCAUUCACCUAGAGCUGUGCCGAUUCGAGCUCGAGAUCUGCUCAUCCUUAGCGGGACGGUGACCGCUUCGUGUGAAAUUACGACGAAGGUCGGGG